Messenger RNA from Corticium candelabrum, 3025 nucleotides. RefSeq lists its product as uncharacterized. Gene Ontology annotation, biological process: complement activation; proteolysis. Gene Ontology annotation, cellular component: extracellular region. Lineage: Eukaryota; Metazoa; Porifera; Homoscleromorpha; Homosclerophorida; Plakinidae. The transcript has 5 exons. Gene Ontology annotation, molecular function: serine-type endopeptidase activity. The record is from RefSeq and is a predicted model, not a curated record. The coding region runs from base 59 to 2824 and encodes 921 amino acids.
UUGACACUAGCUGCUUUGGUCACUUCAGCAGACAAUCGCAACUGCAGGAAGAAGCGCUAUGCAUCUCUCGGGAGGCUCGUAUUUUAUCUUUGGAGUCUGCCUAACUGUAUUAGUCACAUUGACAUCGACUGCAAAAUUCUGUGGAAAACCACCUGCAGCGCCAAAACCAGGAGGGAAACUAAAAUUCUCGCCUUCUUCUCGUAGCAAUAAACGCAUCAAAGGCGGCACAUCGGUAAAGUACAGUUGCAAAUCAAACUACGAAUUGAGAGGAACAAAACGGAGAAUAUGUAUGAAUGGUAAAUGGAUUCCCUCAGAAAAGAAAAAGACUAAAUGUAUUCUCAUCGGCUGCGGCAAUUUGCCUCUCACUAAUGCAAUAGCCUCGACAUCUCGUCCAGGUCCUGUUUAUCCAUUUGGUACAAAAGCAUCAUACAGUUGCAAGAAGGAUUAUAACUUCACCGGAUCUCGCAUAAUUCGCUGUCUAGAGACAGGAAAGUGGUCUCCGCUUGACAAUAUUCCCCGGUGCAUAGAUUUGUACCCUUGCGGACUUCCUCCUCCUGCACCUCAACCAGGCGGUAACUCGACUGUGACGAGCGACAGCAGGCUUAAAUUUCCCAUAGGUUUUCGCGUCAAUUACACGUGCCCGACAGGAUUUGGCCUAGAUGGAGUGCCAUAUCGAAUCUGCCUAAAAGACGGAUCUUGGAACCCAAACACAAGGAAGCACACAUGCAUUGAAGGUUUACUUACUUGUCCUGAUCCAGGCAUUCCAGACAAUGGUUAUAUUAUAGCCACUUCCUUUGCAGUAAAUCAUAUGGCAUCGUUUGGGUGCAAUACCGGAUACGAAAGAUUAGGAUCUGUUUGGAGAAUGUGCACAAAAUCAAAUGCAAAGAACCCUUUCUGGGAUGGACAACAGAUUGAAUGUAUAGAUCUUUUCGAGAACCCGGACGUGCUUGCUGCUCGGUUUCGAGAGUCGUUUAUCGAUAGAACAAUAUCGUGUCCAAGAUCUAUUCAAAAGAAUAUUGUUCCCAGAUUGACGAUAGAACUAAAUCUAGCUGACACCCCUCGAUCAACAUACCAAGGUCAAAUGACUAUGGUUCCCAGCUUGACGAUAGAACCAAAUCUAGCUGACACUCCUCGAUCAACAUACCAAGGUCAAACGACUAUGGUUCCCAGCUUGACGAUAGAACCAAAAAUAGCUGACACUCCUCGAUCAACAUACCAAGGUCAAACGACUAUGGUUCCCAGCUUGACGAUAGAACCAAAAAUAGCUGACACUCCUCGAUCAACAUACCAAGGUCAAACGACGAUGGUUCCCAGCUUGACGACAGAACCAAAUCUAGCUGACAUUUCUCGAUCGACAUGCCAAGGUAGAACGGUAGUCUUGGGGGAGGGAUGCGUAGACCUUAUCUUCGCUGUCGAUACCUCACUCAGUGUCGCGGUAAAGGGUUUCAAAGAAAGCAUCGAUUUUGUAGCUACAAUUCUUCGUCUUUUUGAUCUAAGUCUUGGGACGGAAAGAGUAUACUUUAUAACUUAUGACGUAGAAGUUAAAGUAUAUUUUAGGUUUAGUAAUACUAUCACAACAGCAGAGGCAUUGGAAAUAGUAAAGAACGCAAUUUUCACUGGCGGAUCAACUUCCGUAAAUGUUGCAUUUGAUUAUAUUGUGGACGUCAUACUAUCAGAAGCGAGGAAUGACUGCAAGAUAGCUUUGUUUCUCUUGUCAGACGGGCAGAAUAAUUGGGGAGGUAAUCCGGAAACAAAAGCCACAGAACUAAAAACAACUUCUAAUGUAGAAAUCUACACAAUUGCUAUUGGAGAAUCCCAAAAAGGAUGGGACUCACUAAAACGAAUAGCGUCAGGGCAUGAUAACUUUUACGCUGUAAGAGAACCUGGAGACAUAGAGAAGUUUGCUAGAAAAGCUGUUGAAGUACCCCUAGAGUAUGGAAAACAGUGUGGUAGAACGGCAGUCAAGGAGAAGAAAUGCAGGGACCAACUAGACGAUCAUUGCAGAAGUAGUUUAGGAGCAUGGCCGUGGAUGGUGGGAAUUUACGCUUUGGGUAAAGGCAAGAACAAAAAGGAAACUAUGAUUUGUGGAGGUGCACUCAUAGGCAACUGUCACGUGCUUACAGCGGCACAUUGCCUUAAGCCCGACAAUAACACUGCAUACAAGAAAGACGACGUGCUGGUUGUUGUUGGUAACACUGAUCGAUUGGUAGACGAAAAGACCGAGGAUACACAUAAAGUUGACGAAAUUUUGAUUCAUCCUUCAUACAGUCCUAUCACGUUGGAUUACGAUAUUGCAAUACUCAAACUAAGUUGCAACGUUAGCUACAACCAUUACGUAAGAAAAGUUUGUAUGCCUGACUGUAACAAGACAACAGAUCUGUACAAAACAGGCAAAAAGUGCACAGCAGCCGGAUGGGGAGCCACUGACUACCAGGAAGGAGAAGCUUUCCAUUUGUCGACGCAUCUGCACCACAUUGAACUACCAGUUGCAGAUAAGGAGGCGUGCAAAGAACUUUCUGAAUAUCCAAUUACACCCAGGAUGUUUUGUGCUGGGGAUGCAUCAGGGGAGAAGGGCGUGUGCAAAGGUGACAGUGGAGGCCCUUUGUUUUGUAAAACAGAAAGUGAACUCGGAUGGGUGUUGACUGGAGUUGUCAGCUGGGGAGAAGGAUGCAAGCGAGCUCGAAAGUAUGACAUCUUUACUAAUGUCUGCAAUAACGAAAUCAACUCUUGGAUAAAUGAGAAAAUAGAACAGCACUCGUGCAGACUUUGCGUCGAUGAGUCCGACUGCAGCUGCCAGGACAGGCCAUCAAUUCAUGUGGUCUAAUCCAAUCAACUUCCCGUGGAGUAUUUCUCAAAGAACGGGCAUUAGUUUAGGCAUAAGAACGAAAGACAGUGAUUGACACAGUCAUAGUUAGUUCACUGUUUUGUACUACUGACGUGUUGCAUUAUAUAAUGCUUCAUUGAUUGCAUGCAUGUUCGCAACAAUCACAAAUUGCUGUUGUUGAAAAAAAGAGUUUUAGCUGUA